CACUGUGAAGUGGGAAUUGUGCGAUAUGAUGUAGAGACCAUGUUCUCCUCUAAGCUCGUUGCUUGGGUAACGUGUAGCAGAAUCACUCAACAUUUAGCUUCUCCUCUUCAUCUCCUUUCUUCUUCCUCUCCAAUUCAUUCUUGUUCAGCUUCACAACAACACUCCAAUGCUAAUAACAUCAGACUGAACCACAAAGACUGGUUAGCCCCAAAUGAAGUCCUGAAAAUCUUCGACAACCUUAAAGACCCCAGUUCAGUUCUCGCUGUUUUAGACCAAUACUCGAAGCGAAAGGACUAUAAACCCACUGAAGCUCUGUAUACUCUCAUAAUCAACAAGCUUGCACAAGCCAAGAAAUUUGAUGACGUUGAGGAGGUCCUGAAAAAGAUUAAGCUUGAAAAAUCUUGUCGUUUAUCAGAGGAGUUCUUCUAUAACGUGAUAAAAGUUUAUGGGAAUAUGGCAUGCCGGAUUAAUAGAGCGAUAGAGACCCUUUACGAUAUGCCCAAGAAUGGAUACUGGCCAAGCGUAAAAACCUUUAAUUUUGUGUUGAACUUGCUUGUGUCAUCGAAGCUGUUUGAUGCUGUUCAUGAGAUAUAUGAAAGUGCUGCCAAAUUGGGUAUAGAGAUUGAUGCUUGUUGCUUAAAUAUUCUGAUAAAAGGGCUUUGUGAAAGUGGGAAUUUGGAGGCUGCACUCUAUGUGCUCGACGAAUUUCCUAAGCAAAAAUGUAGUCCUAGCGUGAGGACGUUUUCACCAUUGAUGAGAAGUUUGUGUGAUAACGGCAAGUUAGAUGAAGCAUUUGGUUUGUUGAACAGGAUGGAAAAGGAGGGAGUGGAUCCAGACACCAUCUGUUUUAAUAUUUUGCUUUCAGGGUUAAGGAAACAAGGUAGGGUUGAAGAAGGGAUGGUGCUUUUGGAGGAAAUGAAGAUGAAGGGUUGUGAACCGAAUCCAGGGUCUUACCAGGAGAUUUUGUAUGGUUUGCUGGAUAAAGAAAGGUUUUCGGAGGCCAAACAGUUAAUGGGUAGGAUGAUUUCUUCGGGUGCAACUCCUAGUUUUGUGUCCUAUAAGAAGUUAAUUCAGGGGUUUUGUGAAGAAAACUUAGUUGUGGAUGCAGAUUGGGUUUUGAAGCAAAUGGUGAAGCAAGGUUUCGUUCCGAAAAUGGGGAUAUGGAAACAAGUUGUUUUGUCUGUCCUUUUAGGAAGUAGGGCUUCUGAUUAUGCUACUUUUGAUCAGAUUGUUAACCAAUAGCUCAGUUGCAGAAUGUUAACUUGUGCCUGGUUUUAUUCUGUCAAUAUUGUUUGCUUUGGUUUUGAUUGCAGCAAGAUGCUUUGAGCUUAUCUGCUCUAGGUCUUUUAUUGAUUUCUUGGCUGACCCAAUGAUGCAAGCAAGGAAAACUUGAUUUUUUUCCCA
Molecule: messenger RNA, 1404 nt
Organism: Carica papaya (papaya)
Lineage: Eukaryota; Viridiplantae; Streptophyta; Magnoliopsida; Brassicales; Caricaceae
Product: Pentatricopeptide repeat (PPR) superfamily protein
Molecular function (GO): protein binding
Source: RefSeq, a predicted model, not a curated record